AUGGAGCCGCCCCCGACCUCCGCCCUCCCGCCCGCCUCCUCCGUCGCCGCCCCGGCCGCCUCCCUCGCGGCCCCGCCCCCAAUCCCCGCGACCGCGGUGGAGCACCCACCCCUCCGGAGCGGUGCGGAGGUAGCCGCAGUGGUCGCCGCCACCCACGUCGAUGCGAAACGGCGACGUGUUGGGCAGCACGUCGUCCAGCCGCAGCCCGCCACCGCCCCGGCCCCGCCCGUCGCCCCGCCGCCCACCACCAAGGGUCGUUGGAAGACGACGGUGCUUGGGCUGAAGAAGCCUGCGGGCGCCAAGCCCGCCGUCAAGAAGACCACCUCGCGGAAGAAUGCCGCGUCGGUGCCCACAAUCACCGACCCUCCACCCGCGUGCACGAGGUGCUCGAUGUAA
Messenger RNA from Lolium perenne, 396 nucleotides. The record is from RefSeq and is a predicted model, not a curated record. NCBI's taxonomy places the organism in Eukaryota, Viridiplantae, Streptophyta, Magnoliopsida, Poales, Poaceae.